AUGGAGAACGGAAACCACAACGCCUGGCGAAAUGGACCGAGGCCGCCUCCCUCUCUUGUGGCGUAUAUCCAUGAUAUUCGUCGGCAUUCCUUGAAGCGUGAGUUCGUGCCCGACGGUGGUCUAUCUACUGGAAAGCUUCCGCACAGUGUCGCUGUUGGAAUGAACCCUAAAAAGCGACACGAGGUUGAGCACUUCUCUCGUUAUGUUAGUACGCUGGUCGACGAUGUAAACGCCACUCGGGGGGAAGAGGUCUCCCACAUCGUUGAUUUCGGGUCCGGACUAAACUACCUCGGAAGGACACUUGCCAGCCCUCCGUAUAACAAGGAUAUCAUUGCCAUAGAGCGAAGGCAGAAUAAUAUUACCAGUGCAAAGGGAAAGGAUGUCCACGCCAAAUUAGCAAAGAAGACCAUCACCAUGAGGAACAAGAAAGAACACAAGGCCAGACUCUUAGGGAUCGACCCCGGUGAGCUGAAGUCGGAUUCGGGAACUUCCACGCCGGAUGGUGUAACAAACGAUCAAAAUGGAGUGGCCAUUAUCGUCGAUGUCGUCCAGGAAAGGAGUGCCAUUGCAAGCGACAGUAGAACAAACGGAGAAUCUGCAGUUGGUUGCAUGCAUUACGUCGAACAUGACAUCCAAGAUGGGUAUCUAGAGCCCAUAAUUCGCCAUGUGAUUGAACCUUCGGAAGACAACCCACUACUUCUGGACGUCAAUCAAGAUGAACCGCAUAGUGUUGACUUAUCAACUCUUGCUCUCACGCCUAAUGACAAAGCUAUGCCCCGUCCUCCUUCUCGGGUGAUGGUAAUCUCCCUUCACUCCUGUGGUAAUCUAGUCCAUCACGGGAUCCGCUCCCUCAUUAUCAAUCCAUCUGUGGUCGCCAUCGCCAUGAUCGGCUGCUGCUACAAUCUCAUGACCGAACGACUCGGCCCAAUGACUUACAAACUUCCUGCCCUCCGUUCCCUUCAUCCUCGCCUCGAAAAGACUUCCAAAGCAUACGAUCCUCAUGGAUUCCCGAUGUCGAAACGCAUGGAGGAAUACACGUAUGACGCCGGGAAUGGAAUCAGGCUCAAUAUCACCGCGAGAAUGAUGGCUGUCCAAGCUCCCUAUAACUGGGGUACUGAAGAUAGCGAAGCGUUCUUCACCCGCCACUUUUAUCGUGCUCUCUUACAGCGUAUUCUUGUGGAUUACGAAGUUGUUCCUGUGCCUGGCUCAGUGCAGGCCGCCAACCCCACCUCAGAGCCAGUGAGUGCUACAUGCGAUACGCCUGGAACGGCUCUUAUCGUUGGGUCGUUGAGGAAGUCCGCUUUCGUCUCGUUCCCUGCCUACGCACGCGCGGCCAUAUCCAAGUUGAUCCGCGAUCCCAAGUACGGAGAACUCAUUAAGCAGAAAGUCGCCGACAUCUCCGACGAAGACUUAAAUGACUAUGUGAAGAAGUAUCACUAUGCUAAGAAGAAUCUCAGCAUCGCGUGGACGCUCAUGGCGUUUAGUGCAGGAGUGGCCGAAUCGAUCAUUGUUACCGACCGAUGGCUAUUCCUGCGCGAGCAGCAAGCUGUGGAACAUGCUUGGGUGGAACCUGUAUUCGAGUAUGCGCAAAGCCCGAGAAAUCUGGUGGUGGUCGGAGUGAAAAAAUGA
Coccidioides posadasii C735 delta SOWgp is the source of this 1629-nucleotide messenger RNA. RefSeq lists its product as uncharacterized. NCBI's taxonomy places the organism in Eukaryota, Fungi, Ascomycota, Eurotiomycetes, Onygenales, Onygenaceae. The record is from RefSeq and is a predicted model, not a curated record.